GACAGUUAAAGCGUAGAAUCACCACUUGGCUACCCACAUUCCUUUUGUUGCAGUCAUUCAGAUUCAAACUCACAUUUGAGUAACUAUGGCCACUGCAGGUGACAUUGGUACUUUUUCAGUAUGGGACUAUGUAGUUUUUGGCCUCAUGCUCCUCAUCUCUGCUAUUAUUGGGAUUUACUAUGCAUUUGCUGGUGGUGGACAGAAAACCUCAAAAGAUUUCCUAAUGGGUGGCAGGAGUAUGACUGGAGUCCCAGUGGCUCUUUCUCUUACUGCCAGCUUCAUGUCUGCAGUUACAGUGUUGGGUACCCCAUCAGAGGUGUACAGAUUUGGUGCCAUGUUCAGCAUAUUCGCUAUAACUUACACCCUUGUUGUGGUGAUCACAUCUGAAGUAUAUCUGCCAGUGUUCUACAGACUGGGCAUCACCAGCACCUAUGAGUACCUUGAGCUCAGAUUUAACAAGUAUGUACGACUGAUUGGCACAGUGUUGUUCAUUAUCCAAACGGUUCUUUACACUGGAAUUGUAAUUUAAGCUCCAGCUCUGGCGCUGAAUCAAGUGACUGGGUUUGAUUUGUGGGGAGCUGUCGUGGCCACAGGAGUGGUCUGUACCUUCUACUGUACUCUGGGUGGUCUUAAGGCAGUUGUAUGGACAGAUGUAUUCCAGGUUGGGAUUAUGGUUGCAGGAUUUUCAUCUGUAAUUAUUCGAGCUGUGGUUGUCCAAGGUGGGAUUGGCCCCAUUUUGAAUGACUCAUAUUAUGGAGACAGGCUAAAUUUCUGGGAUUUCAACCCCAAUCCACUGCAGCGGCAUUCCUUUUGGACAAUUGUAAUUGGAGGAAUUACAUGGCCUGGUAUCUAUGGAGUUAAUCAGUCACAAGUACAGAGAUAUAUUGCUUGCAAAACCAGAUUCCACGCAAAAAUGUCCCUGUAUGUGAAUCUAUUAGGACUCUGGGCUAUUCUUUCCUGUGCGGUACUUUGUGGACUAGCUAUGUAUUCUAUAUAUAAGGACUGUGACCCUUGGACUGCCAAAUUUGUAUCAGCCCCUGACCAGCUGAUGCCUUAUCUAGUUCUUGACAUUUUGCGUGAUUAUCCUGGACUUCCUGGAUUGUUUGUGGCUUGUGCCUACAGUGGAACCUUAAGCACUGUGUCAUCCAGUAUUAAUGCUUUGGCAGCUGUUACAGUAGAAGACCUUGUUAAACCUUAUUUCCCAUCUCUCAGCGAGACCAAACUGUCAUGGAUUUCCAAAGGAACAAGUUUACUUUAUGGUGCUGUGUGUAUUGCCAUGGCUGCCUUGGCAUCAGUAAUGGGAGCCUUAUUACAGGCAGCACUCUCAAUUUUUGGAAUGGUUGGUGGUCCAUUGCUGGGGCUUUUCUCUUUAGGAAUCCUCUUUCCCUUUGCUAAUUCAUUAGGUGCCAUGGUUGGUCUUCUGGUGGGAUUUACAUUUGCAUUGUGGGUUGGGAUUGGAGCUCAGAUUUAUCCCCCUCUUCCUAUAAGAAGUUUACCUAAAUACCUGUCUGUAGAGGGCUGUAAUUUUAGUACCACAGAUACCAACUGGAACCUAACAAUGGCACCUCCUACAGUAACAGACUUAAUGAUAGAAGCACAAGUCAGUGAGAGACCUGCACUGGCUGAUGACUGGUACUCAUUCUAUCUAUACUUCAGUACCAUCGGUACAAUCAUUGCUAUUAUUGUUGGAAUAAUAGUAAGCCUGUUGUCUGGAGGUUUAAAACAAAAUGUAAACCGAGAUUUCCUCUUAACAUCUCAAGACUUUGCAUAUCUUAAAGUACUGCUUCCUUCCAGCUGGUGCAAAGAGAAUGAGAAAGUAGAAGUACUGAACUGGAAGAUUCAGGACAGUGAUCCGCAUCCAGAUAAAGGGACAGAUAAUCCUGCAUUUAGUGACAUGGAAAUGUACAGCACAGAAAAGAAUGAAAAACUUAAUGGAAUUAACCCAUGAGAUUUUACAGAGGUCUGAUAUAAGAUGAUUGGUAUGAAGAAAGGACAAGCGUGCUGUCAAUGUGGUGCUGUGGAAGCCCGUCCAUUGGAAACCAACCAUCAUUGGGGCCAAACUUCCUUGUCCAAAUGAUGUCUAUAUAUUCAUUUUAUAAAGAAGAUUUUUUCAAUGUUAUUAUAUAUCAUAGAGAGAAUGUAAAUAUAAAGGAGUGAUGCUGUGACCAUAUACAGUAGGGAUAAUUAGGUACCUUUUUGUAAAGGUCCACAUUCCUGGGUCUGCCCUUGGUGAGGGACAACAGUGGCUUGUAUCACACUGCAGCAAUUUUCUUUUUUUUUUAAUAAGCCAUGCCUCUAAUCCCACCAAAUCCCCUUUGAGCCCCCAACAGUAAUAGUGCCCUCUUAGUGCCUUUCCACACAGUAAGGCUGCUCCCUUGUGCCCCAGCACCAAACAAU
Messenger RNA from Bufo bufo (common toad), 2397 nucleotides. RefSeq names its product sodium-coupled monocarboxylate transporter 1-like. Gene Ontology annotation, biological process: propanoate transmembrane transport; sodium ion transport. Gene Ontology annotation, molecular function: organic acid:sodium symporter activity. NCBI's taxonomy places the organism in Eukaryota, Metazoa, Chordata, Amphibia, Anura, Bufonidae. Gene Ontology annotation, cellular component: membrane. The record is from RefSeq and is a predicted model, not a curated record.